Messenger RNA from Volvox carteri f. nagariensis, 4023 nucleotides. RefSeq lists its product as uncharacterized. The coding region runs from base 1 to 4023 and encodes 1340 amino acids. The record is from RefSeq and is a predicted model, not a curated record. Lineage: Eukaryota; Viridiplantae; Chlorophyta; Chlorophyceae; Chlamydomonadales; Volvocaceae. The transcript has 12 exons.
AUGGAAGCCCAGCUGGCUUCCGGGAGGCGGCGUCCGCCGAUUCCAGGAUGUGGUUCUGUUUCCAUCACCGUUUGUAUGUCCGUCGUUUGCCCACUUGCAGACGGCCAUGAUGUCACUGAUGAUUUGGCUUUGACGCUGCCGUCGGACGAUGUCCCAGCCGACGGCACGGAUAAUGACGGCGAUAGCGGCACUACUGCCGAUGGCGAUUACCAUCAGUAUGACGGUGGCGACGGCGACGGGGAGCGGCGCAGCAGCAGCCGCCAGCUGCCCCAGGAGCAGAUACGGUUGGGGCGACAGCGUCAGGCGGACCACGGAGCCACAUUGAGUGUGGAGGCGACGGCAACCCAGCGGAGUCACCGUUCGCUAAAGCAUCGUCGCAACUUUCACUACAGCCGACGUCGUCGUCAAAACCGCCGUCUUACCAGCAACAGCAACAAGCAACAGCUGCACAACCUCAGCUACAGCUUCAGCAGCUGCCAUCGCAACAAUUACUGGCAGCGGAAGACAUCGGAUGGCACUUAUCUGCGAUGCACAUGCUGGUCAUCCGUCAAACGAAAUAGUGCAACAAUAAGCAAGUGGAUGGGAAGCAAGGGCGGUCGUGGCUUCGCAGAUACUGUACUCAGCACAUGCGUCAACUCGGCUUCACACCCAAGUCGUACGAAAGCCGACAACAGCUUCGAGGUCCGCAAGACUCGCAGCCGGCAAUUGGAGGCGAUGGAGGUGGAGCCGCCGGACGCGGCAGGACCGCAUCCGGAGGCAACGCGCAGCCGUACAGAGGAGCCGUCAGGGCAGUUAGCAGCGGUGAUGUUGACGGCGGAGCAUCGCUACCUCACCAAGGGCAGCAGAACGCCGCCGCCACCGCCACAGGCAGCGAGGGUCGCUUUGUUCCUGCCAGCGGUGGCGGCGGCAGCGGUGCUGGCAGCGGCAGCUUUGCUCUUGCUCAGCAACGACAGCAACAAGAACUGCUGCAACUUGCGGGACGGGCUCCUUUACUGGACGAGCACGGCAGCGGUGCUGCGAAAGGGGGGAGCGACGAGGGUGGGGGCAGGGAGGUUUCCUCCCUGGUUUGCAUGGGGUAUGGACGUUGACGCAAUCGCCGUACGGUUCCGGGGCGUACAUUUGGCAUGCGUGCUGUAUGCUUGCUUGCUCGCGCGCGUGACGUACACGUUGCCGUAUUUGCUCGCUCUUCUGAUCCCGGGCUCCUGGAACUUCCUUUUGUACCAGCUGCAACAGCUUGGCCGUGGCAUCCAGGAAUUAUCAGCGGCGGCGGUGCAGCAGCGUGACGGCGGUGGAGCGCGGGCUCGCGGAUUGGUCCAUCCGUCUGUAGCCGACGCCGGAACGGGCACGGCGGCUGGCGCGACGGCGGUGGGACUUCAGGCGUCAGUGCCGUCUCCCCGUCCCCUAGAGGACCUGCGGACGUCAGGCGCCAGGGCGGGAAGUGCCGAAGGCGCGGCUGAAGGCGUCGGCCGCCCUGCGGCGGCGCUAUUGCUCUUAAAGCCCCAGCUUAGCUAUCCGGGAGCUAGCGGUGGCGGUGGCGGUGGCGGUGGCGGUGGCGGUGGCGGUGGCGGCGGCGGUGGCGGUGGCGGUGGCGGUGGCGGUGGCGGCGGCGCCAGGGCGGCUGUGCUGGGGGAAGGCCCGUCUUCUUCUGGCCCUGCGGUAGCAUCGGCAGUUGCUGUUAUCAAGGAAAAGAUGGAGAGGGAGUUUUCCGGCGGACUGUUGUUACAACAGACCGAUACAGACGGAGGCCCUCAGCGGUCUAGCAGCACAGGCCAAGCGCGACACCAGGGCUCAGGCCCUCCUGAAGCUCGCAGCCUGGGCCGGAGCACCUCUGUAGAGGUCACCACAACGACCCCGCCAGCCCCCAAGCGACUCAGGACCGCCGGCGGCCACUUAACCGUCGUGGCGGGGACAGCUGCCACCGCCGCCGCCGCCGCCGCCGCCACAGAGCUGUCGCUGCAGCCGCCUGAGGGGGCACCUGCGGGCGGCAGGGGACCCCUCGGCCCCAUGUUUGCGGCACAGCGGCGACAAGGUUCCUGGGACACUCGGCUCGGGAUCCGAAUCAUCGACGUCGAUACACGCCUGAUGCCAGCGGUGGUGGGCUUGGUUCGAGCUGCAGGGCAACUAGGCGGUCGCCCGCCUGUGAUUUUGCUACAGGCCGCCAACUCCAGGGAUGCCUUAUUGCCCACGCCACCGCCGCCGGGUACCGUCCGUACACUUUUCCAGAUGUCUGACGGACGCAUUUUCCCGGGGCGCGUUGCGGCGGUGGCGGAUGCCGCCGCUGGGGACGAUGGCGAGGACAGGGCUUGGGCUGCCGCCGACGCCGCCGACGCCGCUGCUGUGGCAGGCGAUCAGGAUGCUGACAUAUUGACCCAUGGGUCACUUGAUUCCACCGUCGCCGGUAUGGAUCCGCAACGAGAGUACGAUGAGGCGCUGGACGAGCUGCUGACCGUUCCGUGGCGUCCUGGGACGUCUGCCCCGAUCCCCGGGGCCCAGCAGCAGACGAAGGCCCUCACCGGCACCGGAUCCAUCGGAGCUGCGACAAGAACGCAGGCAGCGGCAACGGCGGCAGCCGCCGCCGCCGGCGCGCAUGCCUUAAGGCAGGCGGCGCCGCCGUCGCCAGCGGAUGCAGAACAACUCGCGCAGGCUGCAGGAGGCGCGCUGCGGGUGAUGGAAGGCUUGCAAGACCAGCUGCGGCCGCAUCAGUGGCAGCAGCAGCUACAGCUCCCGUCGUCCAGGCCUCGACCUGUACGUCAUCCGGUAGUGCCACAAAGCAGCGGCAGCAGGGGAGCUGCCAUGGAGCCAUCCGCCGCUUUUCAGCCGGCGCAGGGUGCAGCGACCCCGCCCCCGGGAGACCGAGGAGAGUCCCGUGAACACCUCCAGACGCGAAAGCCGCCACAGCCGUAUGGAUACGCCGCGCAUACCGACUCAGAUUGUGACCUGCCCGCGAAGCAGCAACGAUACGGGGCGCCGGCGGCCGAGGCAAUGCAUCCGCCGCCGCCGUCGCGGUUGACGGCGGCACCGCCAAGGGGCACCGAGUCUUGGGCCUCCGCCACGGUCCUCAGCCGUCAUCAGAAGUACACGUGGCCAUUUCGGGUGGUGAUAACGAGGACCGCGCCGGCGGCCCACACGGUGAUGAUGGCAGCGGCGGCGUGCAUUUAUGCGGCUCCUUCAGUGGCGGAGGACCUGGAGGACAGCCAUCGCAUCAGCAGCAACAGGUUCCAAACUGGGGAGGGCGUAGCGGCCGUAGCGAAACGCCUGACGUCAGACGUGGAGCCGUUUCUGCCGCGGCAGCUAUUGGCCUCCCAGGAGAUCCCGCGGAAGGCGUCAUCGAGUACGGCACCGGGAGUGUCGUACCCCACAUGGAAGGCGAUCCUUGUGUUCGUGGGGCCUGGCGGUGACACGGUGCUGGCGGAGCCACACAUUUCGGCGUCAAACACGGCAUUUUGCGAUCUGCCUUCACCGGCCAUGUGCGAUCAGCAGCAACAGCAGCAGCAGACGCAGGCUAAAGGGGCGUCUUCUGUUUACGGGAGCCGGGCCAACAAGUUUCGGAGCGCCGAUCGUACGGUUGAGGCAGCAUGCGGCCGCAACAUUUUUGCUGGCGGCGGCGGCGAUGUGCCAUCAAAAGGGACCGCACCUGCAACCUAUGGGCCUUAUACGACUACUGCGCUUGAUAAUGCUGAUGACGCAGCGGCGUCGAUGCCCCGGCCCCGAGGCGGGGUCGGCAAUUAUGAAGCUGGCGGUGGCGAUGGUGAUGGCCACGGCGACGGCGACGGCAGCGCCUUGCAUCAAGCCGUGCUUGCCCUGUCCCAAUUGGGCCAGCUGGUCGACCGGGGGCGUGGCUCCCCUUCGGCGGUUGUUGUUGGAGACAGAGACCUGGUCGGCGGUGCAGAGGGUGCCGGGGAUGGAGAUGCCAACGACAAUGUAGGAGGGGAGGUAGUAGGCAAAGUGCAGGAAGUGGAGGAGGAGGGUUGGGCAGGAGAGGAAGAGGAAGAGGAGGGGUUACACAACGCAAGGUGGCGCUAG